UUAUUUUUCCCAAAAUGCAAUGCGCAUCCAUCAUGGCUGCUCACUUAUGCCACUAGCAGCACAUGGAUGGGUCGAAAUAGCCAUUUGAUCUCUGACUAAAAAGCACUUAAGGUCACUUGUCUCAUUAAGAGAAGGAUUCCGUGUAGUCGCACCCGGAGGCGUUGGUCAUGCAGCUUGACGUAGAGGUCCCCGUCCUCCGAGGCUUUCUAACACCCAGCGAGGCACAGCUAUGGAAGCAAACCGUGUUCAACACGGCAGAGGCGGGCCCACUGCUGGAGUCCUUGAUGGAGGGGGACUUUGAGGCAGUUCUGCGGAGCCCCCAAGUGUCUCAUCUGCUCACUGGAGAUGGCAGCUGCAGCAAGGGGGAGGACAUUGAGGCCUACUUGGAGAAACGGGUUUCUCUGUACCUUGAGGAAAACCACUGCAACAGGGAGCUGGCAGUUUUGGCCCUUGCUGUUUCUUGCCUCCACAUGUUUGCCCAGAGUAACUGGACUGGUCCUCCAGUGUCCAUCCAAAUGUCUGACCUCCUUCCCCAGGCCCUGCUCUCCUCUCAGCCCCUGACUGUGGUUGAGGCAAUCCACUCCAGCCUGCUCCUGGACGGGGAGUCUGUGUACAGCCUGGUAGCCAACCCCUUGCUCCUCCUGCUGGCCAGGGUUAUUCUCACCAAGUGCUCCUCAAAGAUGGACAACCUCCAGCUGAUGCCAUGGUGGACUCUGCGCUACGUCAGCCUACACCAGCAAAUUCUGGAGGCCUGUUCUUCACAGCUUCUUGACUUGGCCAAAAGCAGCAUAGACAAAGUGCUAAAAUGUCAGCCUCUGUUGUCCAAGCAGCGAAACCUGGCUAUCCAAUUCCACCUGGAAUGUGUCUACACCAGCCUGACUUACUAUGACUACCAGCCAGCCAAGGAACACAUCAAGAAGGCCCAGGAGCUCUCUGGGCUGAAUAUCAACCUGACUGGGGCUCUUGGCAAGCGGACCCAUUUCCAGCAGAAGUACCUGGCUCAACUUAUUCUUGAAGUCAAGAGAAAGCAGGAUCCGUCUGGCCCGGUGGAUGAGUUCAGUCCCGCCCCCACGCCUCUGGGCAGCCUGCCCAAGGACUACAGUCUGGAUGAUGAAACCCGGUUGGAUAAGAUCAAUUUUGCAGAAGCCGAUCAGAAUCAGCUGCCCGACCUCAGUGUUGAAGAGCAAGCCAUUAUUCUGGGUCUCUGCACUGACUUCCAGAAGAAUAACCCUGUCCACAAACUGACUGAGGAAGAACUCUUGGCCUUCACGUCGUGUAUUCUGUCUCAGCCAAAGUUCUGGGCUGUAGAAGUCACGGCACUUUGCCUCAGGACUAAACUGGAAAGGGGCAGCUCCCGAUGUGUCGAGAGAGCAAUGAUGCAAACCCAGGCAAUAGUAGACCACUUUGAAGACAAGAGCUGUCCGGUGACCGAGCGCCUCAAGGGGUUCUACUUCUGCCAAGCCCCCCCCAGGUGGGAUGUUCAGAAACAGCUGGCCAGCCUGCUGUCGGACCUCGGCUGCACCAGUUCAGCUCUGCUCAUGUAUGAAAAGUUAGAGCUCUGGGAAGAUGCAGUUAUCUGCUAUGAGAGGCUGGGCCAACAUGGAAAGGCUGAGGAGAUUGUUCGCAGAGAGUUGUUGAAGAAAGAGAAGCCCAGUCUGUACUGUCUCCUGGGGGACAUAUUGAGGGAGCAUCAGUACUACGACCGGGCGUGGGAGCUGUCGAACCAGCGCAGUGCUCGAGCCAUGCGCUCCAAAGCCCUGCUGCACCUCCGCAGCAAGGAGUUCCAGCAAUGUGUCGACUGCUUUGAGCGGUCGCUCAAAAUCAACCCAAUGCAGCUUGGAGUGUGGUUUUCUCUGGGUUGUGCCUACUUUGCCCUGGAGGGUUAUGAGGGAGCUGCCAAAGCUUUCCAGAGGUGUGUGGGGCUCGAGCCAGAUAAUGCAGAAGCAUGGAACAACUUCUCUUCAGCCUACAUUCGCCUCAAAAAGAAAGACAAAGCCUUCUGUACGCUACGGGAAGCCCUGAAGUGUAACUAUGAACAAUGGCAGAUCUGGGAGAACUUUCUCGUUGUGAGCACUGACAUUGGGGAGUUUGCUGAAGCCAUCAAGGCCUACCAUCGCCUGAUGGACCUCAGGGAAAACUUCAAGGACAUCCAGAUUAUACAGAUCCUGGUUCAGGCAGUUGUUGAAAACCUGACGGACCGGCAGGGCGGGGAGGCCGAGACGCUGCGGCCCAAGCUGAAGGAGCUGCUGGGGCGGAUCAGUUCCCGCCACAGCAGUGACUGUGAGAUAUGGCAGCAGUACGCUCUGCUGUACGGAGGCGGCCGCAGCUCCAACCCAGACGACAACCUAAAGGCUCUACAGUUCCUGUCCAAGGCCCACCGUUGCAAGGUUCAGAGUGGCGGUUGGGAGAAGGAACCUGGUCUCCUCAUGGAGGUGAUCCAAAGAGCCAUCAAUAUGGGUGAAGUGACCUUCAAUUACUGUGAGAAGAAAAGCAAUUCAACAGAAGCUCUUCAGAUGCUCUCCUCUACCCGCCUCAGUCUCAAGAGCCUGGUCAGCAAAGCUAAGCAAAUGCACACUGAUGUGGCGACUGGUCUAAUCCACCCUGAGCUGCAGGACGGUGUCGCUGCUUUGGAACGACUCAUCACUGAGCUACAUGAGCUCGGCGAGAAGCUGCGUGGCCAAUCGGAGUAACCGCCAGCUGAAAGCGUCCCAGUAGUAAAGCCUCAUGUCAAAUGCAUCACGUGUGCACUGUACGAGGGUCACAUGUGACAAUUGAGGACGACGUCAAUUAGAAAGAGAAAGCCAAAGGUCUCCUUUUUGUAAUUGUGAUCUUUUUAUACUUCUAUAUCCACAUUGGAACUGAUAUUAAGGCAUCAAAUAUUAAAAUAUUUAAAAUUUUA
Pungitius pungitius (ninespine stickleback) is the source of this 2899-nucleotide messenger RNA. It is a transcript of the gene ttc27, whose product is annotated as tetratricopeptide repeat domain 27. The transcript is spliced from 20 exons. The record is from RefSeq and is a predicted model, not a curated record. Bases 168 to 2690 code for a protein of 840 amino acids. Gene Ontology annotation, molecular function: protein binding. NCBI's taxonomy places the organism in Eukaryota, Metazoa, Chordata, Actinopteri, Perciformes, Gasterosteidae.